UCUUGAUGCACAUGACACUGAGAGCGGCUGAAUCAUCCAGUGUUACAGGAAGAUCAUGACACAUCAGAAAACCGUUAGGAUGGGAAGGAAAAUAUGAAGUCAAGGCUCUCGCAUAAAAUCUUAAAGCAUUACUAGAUUCACACACGCUGUGUAUCAGUUGUAAAAAAGCACUGUAAAAACACAAUGAGAUUUCAUGUUGCUAUAAGGAGAUCAUCCAUAACUGCUCAGAAGACAUCUUACUGAUCAAGAGGAAAGGUGACAAUUCAUUGUGGAGGGUUGUUGCCUCCCGGCCAAGCCUGUGAAAAUGAUAAAACAAAACCAAAGGACACUACAAGGAGGACAGUUCGACUGCACAUUCUGCCACAUCUACUUCCCAACAGAUGAGGAACUGAAGAACCACUGUUUCACUGUGAAUCACAGGAGACUGAUCUUUGAAGAUACAGGUACCUCUCAGUCUUGGAAGUACAGAAAUCCACCACCAACAUACAAGGACCUGAAACUUUGUGAAAGAUCCCUGAUAUGCGAGUAUGGUGUUGACUGCCCAGAGGCACACAGUCAAGAAGAACUUUGUGAAUGGCAAAAGAGAAUCAAGACUUCAAGAAAAAGAGCCAGAGAUGCUGCCGAGAUGGGUCUACUGUCCUAUCAGGACAACAUUUUGGAGGAAUACAGACACUGCAAUGAAAAGACAAUUAUUGUCAGCGACACCCUUCCUGAUGUUUCUAUCAGCUGUGACCCAAAUAUAGACAGUCUGUAUGUAAGGAAAAAGGGAAUACAGUGUACAUGGAAUUUUACCAUUAAAUCCAAGGAACCUCUAGAGAUUAUUGCUUUAUUGAAACGGGAACUGGGGGUAAAAUUCAGCCUCGGCAAAGACCCCAAUGAGGAACGGACAUAUUCCAGUAGCGAUUGGUUUAAAAAGAACCAAACAGAGUAUGAAAUCCCAGUGUCCUUCAAAUCUGACCAACCAGGCAAGUAUGAGCAGUGGGUAGUGUUUGACUUCAACACGAGACCUGUACUACGACAAAAAAUCAAGGUCAGAGUUGGAGAGGAUGAGUGUAAGGGAACACCAGUCACAUGUCCAACACUUGAGGUUCCCAAAAAAAAAACAGAGUCUGACCGGAAUCUUGAGCCCUGGAAUGAGGAAAGCAUGGAAAUCAUUCCUUUCUUUGAAAGAGAAGAGGCAGAGAGAGAGCUGAUAAACAGAUACAAGCUAAUCAUGAUAGAUAAGAUGAACAGUGUGAUUAACUGUGACAAUUACAAACACAACAUGCACAAUUUUUUAUAUCGAGAGGAAAGAGAGGAAAGUAAACUGCUUAAAAGAGCUCCUCAAGGUUUCUUAGUGAAAAGACAUGCUAUCAGAUCUCUUGUUCGUGUCGUGGAAAACAAUGAUUAUAUUGGGCCUAUUUAUGAGGCUGAAUUUCUAAAAGACGCUGCCACAGAAACACAAGUACUUUUGCAGCUUUCCAGACAGUGCUGCACUGAUUUGAACCUGCAGAAUGGACAGCAGUGUGAGAUGGAAGUCCAGUUCCAGCUAAAUCGCCUCUGGUUCUGUGAGAUGCACAAGGCCAUUGAUGAUCUCCCCAACUUAGACAAAGUUUUGCCCGAUCUGAAAAACAGCAAGUUCUGUAUUUCUUCCCAGUCAGAUUCAGGAGAGUUAAAUGAGAAACAGCAAGCAGCAAUGAACUUUGUUCUGGGCGUAACAGACAACAAAUGCUGCAUCCCACCUUUGUUGAUUUAUGGACCUUUUGGAACAGGGAAAACUCUAACCCUUGCAAAGAUGACCCAAGCUCUUGUGCAGCAACCACAGAACAAAAUCCUGAUUUGCACACACACAAACAGUUCUGCUGAUCUUUAUGUAAAAGGUCAUUUUCAUGAAUAUGCAACUCUUCAUCAUGAAGCCAAACCAUUGAGAAUCAAGGCAAAGGAAAGCAAUCCAAGAGCUACUGAUACCAUCACUCUACAGUACUGCCAUUUAUCCAGAGAUAGCAAUCAGUUUGAGUUUCCUGAUAAAGCUGUUUUAGAUUCUGCAAGAAUCAUCAUAACAACAACUGCUGUGGCUCGUUUCUUCCAUGACAUGAACCUCCCUGAAAACUACUUCAGCCACAUUCUGAUUGAUGAAGCUUCUCAGAUGUUGGAGAGUGAGGUUCUUAUGGCCCUGGGCUUAGCAGGUAAAAAUACACGUGUUGUUUUAGCAGGAGAUCACAUGCAGAUGGGACCCAAGCUCUUCUCUGUGAAACAAGACAAAUGCUCAGAACAUACUCUGCUCAAUCGCCUCUUCUAUCACUACCAAGCUGAAAACAGUGAUGGCGCCAAACAAAGCCGAAUUAUUUUCAAUGAAAACUUCCGUUCCACAAAGGACAUUGUGGAUUUUGUAUCAACACAUUUUUAUGUAGGAAGGAGUGAUGUGAUCAAAGCUAGAGGAAGUGUGCCUCCUCAUCCACAACAACAUGCCUUGCAGUUCCAUCAUGUAAGAGGAGAAUGCUGUUUCGACCCAACAAGCAUGUCCUGGUUCAAUGCAGAACAGAUUUUAAGCAUUAUUAACACUGUGCAAGGAAUAAUGAAGGGCUGGCCUAAAGAGUGGGGUGAUAAAGAUCCAGAAUCAGUCUGUGUCCUUUCUCAAGGCAGACAGGUGUUGGAAAUCAGGCAAAGACUGCGUCAGCUUAGACUGCCCCGUUUCACUGUGGAGAAUGCUGAAAAUGUGCAAGGAAAACAGUUCACAGUAAUAGUGAUUUCCACUGUGCACACCAAGGACAGCUUAUUGUAGACUGAUCGGACCUGUCUUGAGUUUUUCAAUGACAUACGAGUGCUGAACACAGUUAUGACAAGAGCCCAGUCUCAAAUAUUUGUUGUUGGAGAUGCAGCUGCACUUUGCUGCCAUCAGUUCGGUACAUGCUGGAGAUUAUGGAGAUCAUACAUAGAGGAUUGCAUCAACAAGGGAAGUGCCCAUGAUUUUACCUUGGAUUCUCUGAAACAAGAUCUUCUUGAGAUGUCUGAGCUCUGCAGAAGUGAGGAUGAAGAGAGCAGUGAUAGUGAAUCAACUACAUCUGAAAUACCAGACAUAGAAGACCCAAUACUUCAAGAGCUUCUUGAUGAGAGCAAAGACAUCAAUGUUGCAUUGACAGAGGAAGGCUUGUUUCCAGUUUUUCAACAUAAGCAGGGUGUCAGUAGUAUGAACAACCAAAUUACAGAAGAUGAUGAAGAGCAAUUGCUGACUAACUUUAACAUUCGCAAACACUGUGAGCUGAUCAAAGAGUUUUAUGACCGUGGCUAUGCAAGACCACUUGACGAGCCCACUCAGAGAAUUGAUAUCAAGGGUAGAAAGAAUAUCGGACAGGCAUUCCCUGGAGACAAGGUAACAGUGGAGAUUCUGAGUGAGAGAUCAAAUCCUCCCAUUGGAAGAGUGAUCAACAUCCUUGAAAGUGCAGAUACUGUCAAAGAAUUUGUCUGCACCCUUGAAAGACACGAUAGUCAAGUGAUGACACCUAUAAACAAAUGCAUCUCCAAAAUCUACACACCAUUUUGGAAAGACAAACCAAACCACAUUGCUGUAAGAAAUCCUGAGAACCUCACCGUAGAUAGGUUCAUCAAAAUCAAUGAAGCACACAGAAAAUAUCUCUUCGUUGUCAAAGUGCUUAAGUGGAGAAAUGUUUUCAAAUACCCUUUGGGGAUUGUUGUGGGACAGUUUCCAAAAGUAACAACUUUAGAAGAUGGACUAAAGGUUCUUGACAUAGAAUUCCAGUUGACGAGAACACUUUCUUCAUCUUUGGAAAGACAGAUGAGUGACUUUCAAAGUAUUAAUUUAUUUGAAGAUGGGCGAAAAGAUUUUCGCAUGCUCCCAACAUUCACCAUUGAUCCUGCCAAUUCACAAGACCUUGAUGAUGCAAUCAGUGUACGGGAUUUAGGUGAGUGCUAUGAAAUAGGAGUUCACAUUUCUGAUGUUGCAAGUUUUGUGGCUAAAGACAGUGAACUGGACAAAUAUGCAAAACUGCUGUGUACUUCAUUCUAUCCAUGUGGAAAGGAGCCUAAACACAUGUUCCCCAAAGAACUGAGUGCUGAUUUCUUCAGUUUGAUUCCUAACCAAGACAGACGAGCCAUCUCCUUAAUAAUACAAGUGGAUACCAAAAAAAACAGCAUAAAGAAAAGAUUAAUUUGCAAGUCUGUCAUUCACUCCAAGAGGAAAUUUUCUUAUGAUGAAGUUGAAGAUAUCUUUGAAAAUAAUCAUCAGCAAUCUGACCCGCUUCAAAUGUGCCUUGUGAAAGCAUGGAACUUUGCUGAGGUUCACAGGAGAUACAGAAAACAGGACGACUGGUGCUACAAAAUGCCAGACGAGGAUGUGACUCUUGGAAGAAGGCGAUCUCACCUAAUGGUAGAAGAGAUGAUGAUCAUGUUUAACCACACGGUUGCUGAACGUCUUCUGUUUGAUGAAACAACAAGGAGCAUAACUCCACUGAGAUGCCAGGACAGGCCACAAAGUAAAAAGCUUGCUUACCUUUUUGACAAAAAUGCCUCCCUGAUUCCACUAUCAGUUCACUUCUCAAGUAAAGUUCAUGAGUGUGAUCAUCUGUCUCAUGAACUGGAUAACCAAGGUUUGAUCCACCGCAGAGCCAUGCCAAACCCUCAGGCUGGCAUUUCUGAUUGUGAAACCUUCCCCAUAUUAAAAUCUGUUUUAAGAUGCCUGAAGACAGCAGCUGAGCAGAAAAAUAUCUACAAAGUAAUUGACUUUAUUGCAACUGAUGAGAUUCACCCCCAACUUCUCCCUUUUGCAAUCGCAAUUAGGGGACUGUUUCACAAAGCAUGUAUUCUGCGUUCAAACUCAACACAUGUAUCAAGAAUUGGGCACUAUGAUUUGGAUCUUGACAGCUAUGUAUGGGCAUCAUCUCCAAUCCGCCGAUAUAUAGAUGUCAUUGCGCAGCGUCUUCUUCAUUCUGUGAUUGACAAGACAAAUGUUAGGUACACAGCUCGUGACAUUGACUUAUCUUGUAUGGAAUUUUCCAGAAAAAAUGACCAACAGUCAGCAUAUGAGAGGAAAACAAAUGCUCUACAUUUUGCAAUAGAACUGUCAACCCAAAGUGAAAGGAAGGUGGCAUACAUUGUGGAACUCAGUCCAUCAGGGACAAAUUUUAGAUUAUCCUUCCCACUUAACAGAACCUCUAUAUCAGAAAACUUAGACAUUAUGUACAGGGAUCUUCAGUUGGCAGAUCAACCGCAGUUUGAUGAAACCAACAACUGCGUGAUCUUGAAAUGGGUGCGAAGGAUAUAUUCAUUCUCCAAUCCUCACAUCGUUGCUGAAGUGAAACAGCAAACUCCAAACUCAAUCAUGGCCUAUGUCUCUACAAAGACCUGGAAAGGCCUAGCAGCUGCUCUUAGAGAGGAAAAUUGGGACAGAUUGUUUCCCCUGAUCGAGGAGCUUGACGUUAGCUCAAUAAAACAAUUCAAUGAAAGACCGAGAAAUGCUACAAGUUCAGGAAAAUCUGAUCCCAUGCACACUGAGCAUUAUGCUGAACUGUCAAUGAGAAUAAAGCCAGGUGAGGUGGUCGAGGUACAACUAUGUUCAGCCACUGCACAAGGACUAAUGACACCAGCAAUUCAGCUGUUUGUUGUGCAUCCAAAAUUUGAGAUUUGUUUGGAGCAUGUGAAAGAUCCAAUCAAGUGUUUUUCAAAAUAUGCUUCCAACUCAUCGCGGAACUCAUACAACACAUACAUGGAUUAUCAGAAAAUAUGGAAACCUUUAUGUGAAAUGGAGUCAGGCUCCAAUGCUGUUGCUGAAAAUGAAAGUAUUCUUAUUGAAGAUGCAGCUUUGAAAUGGAAAACCUCUCCUCCAAAGACGCAUCAGGGUUUUUUUCUCCUCCCACUUGACAAAAAAUCUCAGUGGUCCAUUGAAUGUGACCUCAAGAACAGUUUCCUCUGCAUUCAAACUAGGAUUAACCAGAGUAGUCCCUUUCAGGAAAACUCUCAGUGCACAACUCUUAUGGAUAUUCCUUCUGUCACGUGGGUGGCUCAUGGCAUAAUUACGGAAGUUGAAGUAAUGGAAUCCAAAGAACCAAAGAAUUUACAAAUUGAUUUUCAGAUUAACCACAUGCCUAUGACAAACAUUCCGGAAGCCAUAUUUUGUGAGAGGACCAGAUUUACUCUGGAGCUGAUUCCAAAGCUUCUGCCAGAUGUACGCAAAGAGGAUGCAAUUAACACUCUAACCAAAGCCAACAACCUUGUCAAAAAUAUCGCCAUAGGCAGGAAAAUCAACUAUGAAGGAGGAUGCAACAAUUCGAAGCAGAUUCCAGCCAGAUUUGAGAUUGAUAGUUAUCUCCCUUCUGGGUUUUCCCAUCUAAACAACAGUCAGUGCAAAGCUAUAAGAGAAGCAUUGACUAACCCAUUCACUCUUAUCCAAGGACCACCAGGGACUGGAAAAACUGUUGUUGGUGUCCAUAUUGUGUAUUGGUUGCUCAAGAACAUCCAACUUCCUACCACCAAUUCACAGAAGAAGAGAGCUGUUCUGUACUGUGGCCCCUCAAAUAAGUCUGUCGAUGUUGUCGCAGGUCAUCUCCUUAAACUUCAAAAGGAACUUAGACCUCUCAGAGUCUACAGCGAUCAGACAGAAAUGUUGGAAUUUCCUUACCCAGGCUGCAAUCUAAAGCUGUCACGUAAUUCUAAACGAGGCGAAAAACCCAACACAGAGCUCAGUUCCAUUGCACUUCACCACCUGAUUCGAAAAGUUGGCAACCCACAUUCCACACAAAUAUUAGCUUUUGAUAGGAAAAUUAAAAGAGGAGAUCAAUUCACGGAUGAAGAAAAAAAACUCUACAGAGAAACCCUCCAAGAGGCUCGAAAACAUGAAUUACUGCGGCAUGAUGUCAUCUUGUGCACUUGCACAGCAGCCUCACACCCUGCCUUAGCUGAUGCCCUCGACUUCAAACAGAUCAUCAUUGAUGAAUGUGCCAUGGCAACUGAACCCGAAGCCUUUAUUCCACUAGUGGCUCAUAAGCCUGAGCAGAUUGUUCUUCUGGGAGAUCAUAAGCAGCUGCAACCUGUAGUCCACUGUGAUGUGGUGGAGCGAUUGGGAAUGAGCAAAUCUCUUUUUGAACGUUACACGGAGAAAGCACUCUUGCUUGACACUCAGUACAGAAUGCAAAAAGACAUUUGUGCUUUUCCAUCAAAGCAGUUCUAUGAAGGAAAGUUAAUAACUGGAACAUCACCCAAACCAAGUCUUUUCCUUGCUAAUUCAAGGCACACACGCAUAGUUUUUGGUCAUGUUGAAGGAAAGGAGAAAAGUCUGGUGGUCCGGACUGAACGGGGGAAUGAAAACUCAAAGGGAAAUUUGGAGGAGGCAGAAGAAGUGGUGCGGAUCGCCAUUCUUUUGACUGAGGUUGGGAUACAGAAAAAGGACAUUGCCAUUCUUACACCAUAUAAUGCUCAAGUGUCAAAUAUUUAGAAAUACCUGCGCAAUAAGGGUAUGAGUGACAUCACGUACAACACCAUCAUGAAAAGUCAAGGAAGUGAAUGGAAAUAUGUCAUCAUAUCAACUGUGCGCUCUUGUCCCAAAACUGAUAUAGAGACACAACUAACCCAAUCCUGGAUUAUGAAGCGAUUUGGAUUCAUCAUGGACCCACACCAAGUCAACGUGGGCAUUACCAGGGCACAAGAAGGCCUGUGCAUCAUUGGUAAUGAGAACUUGCUGCGGUGCAGUGUGUUGUGGAGAAGACUUCUGGAUCAUUAUAAGGAGAAAGGAUGUGUAGUGAAUCCGGCCCGGCACAUCCAGGUUCAAAACCCCAACAGAAGUCUGGGAAUGAAGAAAAAUGCUAGAAGAUGAUGGGCUUCAUGCAGUUUUAUUUUUGUAACUGCAUUUGCUUUAUAGCGGUGUUAAAUGUGCACUUAUAUAAUCUACAUUUACUCAUUUAUAGAUUAAUUUGUGAUUGUUUAAAAAUAAUAUGCACACCAGGGAACAUUG
Messenger RNA from Carassius carassius (crucian carp), 7939 nucleotides. Its product is annotated as helicase with zinc finger domain 2-like. Lineage: Eukaryota; Metazoa; Chordata; Actinopteri; Cypriniformes; Cyprinidae. Gene Ontology annotation, molecular function: 5'-3' DNA helicase activity; ATP hydrolysis activity; RNA binding. The record is from RefSeq and is a predicted model, not a curated record.